UCCCACAGCACUCUCGGGAAAGGAGUUGCGGUUCGGGUCGCCAGGCUUUGGAAUCAGUCCGAAGAACUACCUAGCCGAAUGAACCUGAGAGGUGAAGGAACAGAGGGGCGAGCUGUUAGUGAAUGUGACGUUUUAGGGGAAUUUGGUGUGUUUUGAUUACAACCGCACGCGGAACGUGUAGUAUAGUGAGUUUAAUACUGCUGGCUGCAAACAGUUUAUUAAGAGUGGAUUGCGACCCAAAAAGGACUGCCGUGCAGGUAAUUCUUGAAAACAAGCAGGCUGUGCCAACUUCAUGAGGCGUUCAGGGCUCAAACACAGUGAUGUGAUAUUGUCAUGCGGCACUCUCUUGCCAUGACGAUUGGAGUUCUCUCAAAAUCUCUUCUAAUUGCUUGCUGCCUGAUGGGCAUCUUCUGCAACCCGACAGUCCCCCUUCCGUUGAGCCAAGAGAGGCUGGAGCGUGCCUUGACACAAAGCAAAGACGACCAAGUGUCCAAAAGCGGCCUGAGCCAGGCCACGCAGGACCAACUCAAAGAGAUCACCAGAAUUGGCAGAGAGGAGGCUGCAAAGAAUGGGAAAAAUAAUAGGAACAAAACCAGCUGGGUUAAACAGAGGCCAGGCUGGAGUAGUCAGGACCUGAGGGUCAAGAGCGAGACACCCCCAGGGGACCGGGUACAACGAGAUGAAGAGGCACCAGAGCAGAUAGAUGAGGGGCCCACCCCCGGGGCCAGUUUCACUCCUGACACCCUGGAUGAGUAUGCCUACCCAGACUACCGUGGGAAGGGCUGUUUGGAUGAGAGCGGCUUUGUGUUUGCCAUUGGGGAGAAGUUCACACCGGGGCCUUCUACCUGUCCUUGUCUUUGUACUGAGGAAGGGCCCCUCUGUGCCAAACCGGAGUGCCCAAAGAUCCACCCUCGCUGCGUCCGUGUGGAUACCAGUCAGUGCUGUCCACAGUGUAAGGAGAGGAAAGAUUUCUGUGAAUUCAGGGGCAAGACCUACAAGUCUCUCGAGGAGUUUAAGGUUUCUCCGUGUGAACAGUGCCGCUGUGAGUCCAGCGGGGAUGUGCUGUGCACACUCGCAGCGUGCCCACAGACUGAAUGUGUUGAUCCAGAAUACGAGCCUGACCGAUGCUGCCCUAUGUGCAAAAACGGGCCAAACUGCUUUGCAGAUAACGCAGUAAUACCAGCCGGCCGGGAAGUGAAGAUUGACGGUUGCACAAUAUGCUACUGCACGUACGAAGAAGGCACUUGGAGGCUUGAACCACAAGCCACUUGCAGCAAACUCGAAUGCAAGCUAAGCUAGAUAUCAUCUUCAGAUACAGAACACAGCAGGGGUAGUGGCGUCAUUAUCCAAAUGUAUGCCCAGCCACGGUCUGACCCAUCUGUAAGAGUUUGAUGGCCUGACAUGUAGCAACAGCAAUGCCUGGUGAGCUAAUAAUGUUCACCUUAAAAUUGUAAUUUCUAUUCAUUUUUAAAUCCCAUGUAAGGGAUUAUAAUGGACUGUUAGAGGCGGUAUAAACCUAUUUUAAUUUGCUGUGAAGUUAGGGAAUGUUAAAAAAGAAAAAAAAAACACCCUUUAGAAUGUAAAGAAUGAAUGGCUUUUACAAAAUUACCAAACCGUUCCCUUGAAUUGGCACCACAUAUUAUAUUUAGAAUCAGUCAGCUAGAUUCUCAAAGCUAUUUACUCAUAAUUAUUACUUGCACAAUUAUUUCAUCAAGGAAAUAAGUGAAUGAAAUAACUCAGACAUUUAAUGUAGUUGUUUCUUACUUGUUUUACAGUAGCAUUUCAAUUGGUGUUUUUCCUUCAGAAAAAUAAUUGUGCUUAUGAUGAGUUGGAGAAUCUAGCCCAGUUUGUGUAGCUGUCAGACUGAAUUUCAGCCACCAUAAGUAUUUAGUACAAGUAUACACAAAAAGGUCUGCUUGACUAUUAGGGGUGUGCAGUAGUUUGUACUACAUCACUUCAUAUUUUAAGGUUGUAUUGUUUUUACUUUUCAGUGUUGUAAUUACACUGUUCAU
This is a messenger RNA of Polyodon spathula (Mississippi paddlefish), 2012 nucleotides long. RefSeq names its product brorin-like. Gene Ontology annotation, cellular component: AMPA glutamate receptor complex. Gene Ontology annotation, biological process: negative regulation of BMP signaling pathway. The transcript is spliced from 5 exons. Lineage: Eukaryota; Metazoa; Chordata; Actinopteri; Acipenseriformes; Polyodontidae. Gene Ontology annotation, molecular function: protein binding. The record is from RefSeq and is a predicted model, not a curated record. Bases 334 to 1299 code for a protein of 321 amino acids.